This is a messenger RNA of Gigantopelta aegis, 405 nucleotides long. RefSeq lists its product as uncharacterized. The coding region runs from base 1 to 405 and encodes 134 amino acids. The transcript has a single exon. NCBI's taxonomy places the organism in Eukaryota, Metazoa, Mollusca, Gastropoda, Neomphalida, Peltospiridae. The record is from RefSeq and is a predicted model, not a curated record.
AUGGACUCGACACCAAAUGUUCCUUGUGCCCAAGAGUUCAAUGACUACAUGAUCGUCAACUGGAUUGAUUAUGAUGCUCGCUUCCCCCUGCCGCUCUGGAACCACCAUGAGACCAAUGGGCCACGCACCAACAACAAUCUGGAAGGAUUCCACAACCGUCUCAACAAAGCAAUGCCCCACUACCACCCGAACAUCUAUCGUUUUGUGGACAUUAUUAAGAAGAUCGAGUUUGCAGACAGAGCCAAGCUUUCCCAGAUUGACUUCGGCGCCGCUCCUCUAUCCCGCAAGCGUGUGUACAGAGAGAUGGAAAACAGACUAGUUAGACUCAAGGAUCAAUUGCAGCAGAGAGUCAAGACGCCACUUCAGUUCUUAGAUGCUGUCGGCUUUCUACUGAAACUUGCUUAA